Paecilomyces variotii is the source of this 3374-nucleotide messenger RNA. Its product is annotated as fungal-specific transcription factor domain-containing protein. Gene Ontology annotation, biological process: DNA-templated transcription; regulation of DNA-templated transcription. Lineage: Eukaryota; Fungi; Ascomycota; Eurotiomycetes; Eurotiales; Thermoascaceae. The transcript is spliced from 4 exons. The coding region runs from base 398 to 3043 and encodes 881 amino acids. The record is from RefSeq and is a predicted model, not a curated record. Gene Ontology annotation, molecular function: DNA binding; DNA-binding transcription factor activity, RNA polymerase II-specific; zinc ion binding.
UUAUUAGUUAGUUAUUCUUCUGGUAGACUAGUUAGCUUAACUAACAACUAUUCUUCUAAGUUCUGGCCAUGUUCGUGCCUGCGAACCCCGGGGAUGCCACAACCCAACGGUCCGUUUGAAAUUAAUACUUAAACAUCCGUCCGGUUCCCCCGCUCCCUCCGGUCUUUUUCGUCCCUUGGACGAAAGAUUCGCGAUCUGACCCUCUCCGCUCUUCCAAACCCCAACUAACCUAAAUAAAACUAAAUACGUGUAUUAUUCAAGGUCCGGGGCAAUCAAGAAUCCUGUCAACCAUCCGCGCUUCCCGUCCCAAAUCGCCUGCUGUGCGAAUUGACUGAAUUAUUUCUAUGCCACCGGCGGCGCGUGAUCCCAGUCUUCUCUUUCAGAGUCAGAGUCCAGCAUGGCUACAGUAACAGAAACAGAAUCGCAAACGAAGCGCAAGGCCUCCACGGCCGGCCUAUCGGGAGCUCCCCGUCCCGUGAAGAGACGAGCGUCCAAGGCGUGCUGCUGCUGUCGUGCCAGAAAGGUCCGCUGUGACGUGGUCGAGAAUGGCUCGCCCUGCACGAAUUGUCGGUUGGACCAGGUUGAGUGCGUCGUGACGGAAAGCAAAAGGAGAAAGAAGUCGCGUGGUGACACGGAAACAAACAUCAACAGCCAUCAAGCUUCAGAUUCACCCGCGGAUACGUCGGAAGAUAACAGUGUAUUCCGCAAGAGAAUGCUUAGCCAUGACCCGUUGUCGGAGAUUUCUGCAGUGUCUCCCUCGCAGGCGUCGAUCGACCUGGAGCAAGGACAGCAGCAUAUGCCGCACCUUCUCUAUCAAACGCAAGCCCACAGGAUCAAUCCAGAUGAGCAACGACGGAGGAGAAUGGCGCAGAACCAGAACCCCGCGGGUCCUUCCCCGGUUCCGCUGUCGAAUGUAGCGUCCUCGAUUCAGCACCUCUUCGACCCGUCCUUUGGCAGCGCGAAACCGGCACGCGGUUUCCUGCCAGACUACAUUCGCGGUCUGCCACAGCGUCUGAUGUCGGAGGAUAUCGACUAUCUGGCGGCCAAGGGGGCACUGACAAUCCCGGAGUUGGAGCUGCGAAACGAGCUGCUCAAGAGCUAUAUUCACUACGUGCAUGCGUACAUGCCUCUUUUGGAUCUGGAAGAGUUCUUGCACAUCAUUGCAAGGAAUGAUGGCAUCCACCGCAUGAGUCUGCUCCUGUUCCAGGCAGUCAUGUUCGCGGGCACAGCCUUUAUCGAUCUGAAGCAUCUACAGGCAGCGGGCUUCCAAACUCGCAAGGCGGCGCGUAAAGUAUUCUUCCAGCGCGCCAGGCUGCUGUAUGACUUUGACUACGAAGUGGAUCGUAUCUCGCUCGUACAGUCCCUGCUUCUGAUGACUUACUGGUAUGAGACCCCCGAUGACCAGAAGGAUACCUGGCACUGGAUGGGUGUCAGCCUGUCGCUCGCCCACACCAUUGGUCUGCACCGUGAUCCUGGGAACUCCGGUAUGGACGUGAGGCGCCAGCGACUGUGGAAGCGCAUCUGGUGGAGCACCUACACCCGCGACAGACUGAUAGCUCUCGGCAUGCGACGACCCAUGCGGAUCAAGGACGACGACUGCGAUGUGCCCAUGUUGACCCUGGACGACUUUGAAUUCAAGACGUUCCCGCCGGAGAUUGUGAGCAUGGUCGGCAACUGCGAGCUUCUCCGCAGCGUUCACCACCAGAGAGAGCUUGGCUUGAUGUUCAUUGAAAAAGCGAAGCUCUGCCUUUGCGUGAGUCACGUUCUUUCUGCGCAGUAUUCCGUGCUAAGUCAUAAGUUUGGUGGUACGACGGAGACAACCAUGAUGCUAGUGCCCAAAAAGUCGGCUGCAGAAACAUUCGAGGUCCGGCGCUGUGAUCAGGAGCUGGAGGACUGGCAAAGCCAUCUGCCCCCCGGGAUCCAGUAUACGCCAGCAGCCACAUCGAAGCUGACGGAGACGGAGGCGGUCCUCCAUUUGCAUCGCGCCCUGCUGAAGAUGGUGUACCUCACCACCUCCAGUGCGCUGCAUCGCCCUCAGGUCCUUCCCGCAUCGCCGUUCCCCACCGUCGAAGCCGAACUGCAGGGUCUGUCCCGCAACAAAGUGCGACGUGCCGCCAUCGAGAUCACCCACAUCGCACAGGAUCUGCACCGACUGGACCUGACUCGGUUUCUUCCGACGACCGGAGUGACGGUGCUCCUUCCUGCAGUCAUCAUCCACCUGCUCGACAUCAAGUCCAAUGACCCCGGCGUGCGGAUGACCAGCCUGCAGCGAUUCUACCAGUGCAUGCGGAUCCUGCAGCGAUUGAGGGAGAUCUACGCAUCUGCGGAUUUCGCCACCUCGUUCUUGGAAGCCGCCAUCCGCAAGGCCGGUAUCCAGCUGACGGUACCGCCGCCGCCGCCUCAGGAGAUGAGACCCCGGCAGCAGCCGUCUGCUUUCAGCGCAUCCAGCCGGCUGAACACAUUGACCCCGCCGCCUGACUCCCUUGCGCAGAAGAUCCCUGACCUGACGUACCCUACGUUCCCUGAGUCCGCUCCGCAGGCGUUCCAGAAUCCGGACGAUGGCAUGUUGUUCGCCUCUACGCCGCCUCACUCCGUUGGCAGCGAGAACGGCAGCAACAAGAACCUCAACCCCAAUGUCGCGCACGAAGCGUCCAACGGCCACUUCCACUCGAACAUGACAAUGAGCGAGUUCAUGGACCUGGCCAACGACGCGGAGGUGACGCAGAACGACUUUGAUGCGCUGAUCAACUUUGACGAUGCUGGCGCAGACUUGUUUGCUGCCGAGGACGGCCUAGGGCUGGAUGGCACGAUGAACGGCAGCGCGGGUCAGAACGAGCAGCUGAAUUUCGGCCUGGAUUUCAGUAUCCCCCCCAACGUGAUGAAUUUUGACGACAACCAAAACAAAGGCAUGAAUUUUGGAUUGGGCGCUUCUCAGCUUAAUGGUGACCGCAGUGCCGCCGACAAGACCGCGGAUGGCCCGACCAAGGACCACGGCAUCCCCACAGAUCUGGACGUUGCCAUUGGGCUGGACCUGGAGUCCUAAGUGCCAUGUUAUAUAUGAAGCGUUUUAAUUGGGCGAUUUUAUUUUUCCUUUGUUUAAGAUAUCCAUUCUGGAUGUGUAUUAUGAUUCCUUGAAUAUGUGUUUAUAUUAUUACGGGACCCUGGGCGUCCUCCUCAUGACCGCGAUUGGAUGUUUUCUGACCUUACUAUUUGGGCGGGGAAGGCUGGCAAGGCGUUCUUACGGUCUGGCGAAAUCUGACGUGGAUUUGGAUGAGUUGACUGGCAAUGCUCCUGAUCGAUAGAGCAGGGAGAUCAAAAAAAUAUGUACCUAGGAACGACAAUCUAGCACAAAAUGGUGAUCAACCUUGUCGAGU